Molecule: messenger RNA, 1599 nt
Organism: Eublepharis macularius
Lineage: Eukaryota; Metazoa; Chordata; Lepidosauria; Squamata; Eublepharidae
Gene: PHLDA3
Product: pleckstrin homology like domain family A member 3
Exons: 2
Coding region: 154-663 (169 amino acids)
Biological process (GO): negative regulation of phosphatidylinositol 3-kinase/protein kinase B signal transduction; intrinsic apoptotic signaling pathway in response to DNA damage by p53 class mediator; positive regulation of apoptotic process
Cellular component (GO): plasma membrane
Molecular function (GO): phosphatidylinositol phosphate binding
Source: RefSeq, a predicted model, not a curated record
CAGAGAGGCGAGGGCGGCCUCCGCCGGGCUCACGCGGCAGGCAGAGGGCGGGCUCUCCGCGGAAGCCGAGCGAGGAGGGCGCUCCCCGGCCAGCCGCGGCCAGACCACGCGGCGACCGCCCCGGCCAGAGGCCCCUCGCCAGCGCCCGGCCCCAUGACGCCCGAGAAGGUGCUGCGGGAGGGCGUGCUGGAGAAGCGCAGCGGCGGGCUGCUGCAGCUCUGGAAGAGGAAGCGUUGCCUGCUGAGCGAGAAGGGCUUGCGGCUCUUCGAGGCCAGCAGCCGCGGCUCGACGCGCUGCAAGGAGCUCAGCUUCGCGCACGUCAAGGCUGUGGAGUGCGUGGAGUGGAAGCAGCGGCACAUCUACUUCACCGUGGUGACCGACGGCGGCGCCGAGAUCGACUUCCGCUGCCCCCAGGAGGAGCCCAGCUGGAACGCCGACAUCACCAUGGCGCUGGUGCGCUUCAAGAACCAGCAGGCGGUGCAGAUGGUGCGCGCCAGGCACAGCUGCAGGGCCGCAUUUCAACAUGAAACAGCCCCAGCUGGCCAGAUUCUGGCAAACGGGCCAAAGGAGCCAGAUCCUCAGCUCAGUUUGGGAAGAGUGGAGGAGCUAAUGGCCGCGAAUUCACCUGCCAAUGGACAGAAGGCAAUUCCCAGUUGCCACUGACUGUAGACUGGUUAGUUCUGUACUGUGGCAUCAUUGCUGGGAAAUGACGUGGUGCCUGAAGUAUCCAGGGAAACCUGGAGUACAAAUAUAGCCGGAAUGGGCUUCUGUUUUCUGCUGUGUCUUUACUAGCUGGGACUUCUUGGUAAAGUCCAGCCGCCAACUACUGCGGCCUUAUAGAGUGGCCUUUUUACUUUCAUUAGCCUUCUCUGUGGUGGUACAUAUCCAUCUAUGAAUGUUUAGGCUAGAUUGAAGACACAGGUACAGUGGUUAUGGCAAGAGAAAAACAUUCCCCCGCAAGGUUUGGCAGGUAUGCUGAACUGAACCAAGCCAUGAGGACUAAGGAGAAGGAACUCAGUUUAUGCAAACUGAGUAUGCCAGGUACUAACUGAUGUCUCUGUAGGCGAAAGAGAACAUCCUUCUUCCGUAUGCCCAGUGGCUGAUGUGGAAGAAUCCACUGUGAACCUGCCACUUUGGUCUGAGUGUUGACCAGAAAGAUGCUUGCCAUCUAGAAGUGGAGCCUGAAUAUAACUAUAAGCACCUUAAGAAAAAGCCCAUGUGGGAUGUUUGGGUUUUGAGACUCUAUAAACAAUUUGCCUGUCUAUGACAUCUGGGUGUUUUGUGCUUAGAACAAACAAAAAGGGACAUUGUUGGCCGAGCCGACAUCCUGCCCUAACAACUCAGAGCUCCAGCUCACUCAAUCAUACUAAUGUCCUGUAUUGUGCAAUGUUGAAUCCCUUGUUGAUCCUUUAUGUUAGAAAGUGUAUCCAUGGUGUAUAAUCUUUUAUUAAUAAUGUUUCAGGACUGUCAAUAAUGUACACAUUUGUGUUGUUUAUCAUUUUGUUCUUCUAGUUGGAUUCAUCACUCUUGUAUCUUACCUGACUUUUUGUAUGUACCUGACUUUUGUGGAGAGUGUGGGCAUAAAUGCUGUAAAAACAA